AUGAAGCAUAGAGAUCAUUUCCAGGAACCAGAAGAUGGAAAGUUACAGGUUGGACUGACAGUCAAUGGACCAUUCUAUGAAGAUGCUACUUUAACAUUUACUUGCACUGCUGAUAUUAUUGGUUCUGUUGGUCAAAUCUCAGUUACAUGGACAUUAAACAAUUCUGUUCUUAGACCUACGAGUAGAUCAAGGUGGAUGAUCGAGAGACUGCCACCAAAUCCAUUGAUGCCUUUCAGGGUUGUGUAUCAGAUAGCAGUCGAUCCAUUGAAAAAAAGAGAUUCAGGCAGUCUUUCCUGUAGUGUAACUGAUGGGAACUUACAAUCUAGCAGAAGUAUUAAGAUACAAGUACUUGGUAAACCAACAGUAUCUAUCUUUCCACUGACAGCAGCUGUUAAACAAGGGGAGACAAUUACUGUACAGUGUACCAUUACAAGUAAUCCUACUGAAGUGAGAGAUAUACAGUGGUAUAGAAAUGGAUAUAUGUUUGAUGGAAGUCAAGAUGAAGUCAUUGAAGCAGUACUUGAAAGAACUAGUGAGAGACUGUUUAACAGAAAUAUUCAAAGGAGUGUUUUCUAUGAAUGUGUUGGUAGAAAUGAAGCAGGAGAUGGACCAAAAGUUAUGUCUAAUUUAACAGUAUAUGUAGAUGGAGAAUCGCUCCAAAUUUGCCCUGCUAAUGUUGAUAAAUUUGGAACAAGAUGGGAAGAGACCAUUGAUGGUAUUAUUGUUACAAAGUCAUGCACUGGAAACCAAACAGGUGAAGUGUCAAGAGUGUGUGAUGAGGGUAAAUGGGGAGAACCUGAUUACAGUACUUGUGUUUUGAAAGAAUUAGUGUCCAUUGAAGAAGAGGCUGACAAGUUGACAGAGGGGGUAGAAAAAGAGGUUGUUGAUGACAUUUUAAAGAAAUUAACAAACGUCACCAAAAAAGAAAAUAAAUUGACAUCUGGUGAUCUAACUGCAGCAUCAAGUGUCUUACUUAGUGUAGCUGAUCAUGCUAAAGAACGAGUAGAGACAGUGUCAUCUGAUCAGUUAGAGGACUUUGUUGAAGCUACUAAUAAUAUCUUAUAUGAUGAAAAGAAGGAAGAUUGGAAUCAAUUAAAAACCAAACAGUCAACUGGUGUAACCACAGUGCUAAAAGCUAUUCAAAAUUAUAAUGAUGCAUAUUCUCAAAGUCAGGAUAAACAGUUUAAAACAAUUAUACAGAAGGAUAAUUUAGUUGUGGAGAUAGGGAAGGUACAGAAUGAAGAUAUUACUUUUCCUGAUAGAACACAAUCACAGCCAUCGUGGAUAGCUAAAUCUAAAACCACAAUCAAAUUACAACAGUCUUCAUUAACAGGUAAUCAACCAUUGGGAUUUGGAACUGCUUAUUACAGAAACAUAUCAGAUCUUUUCCCUCCUAAUUUGUUGAAAAACAGUGAAGUACAGGACAUUGAAGGCAGCAUGGAAGUGAAUUCUGAUGUGGUGGAUUUUUCUAUUUCUCCUCCUCUACCUUAUAUCAAUCCACCUCUUGUUAUUCAAUUUCAGUAUUUGGAUACUGAAUUAACUAAACCUGUAUGUGGAUUCUGGGAUUAUAAUGCACAAGCCUGGUCAACUGUAGGAUCUCGAUUGACAGAUGCCUCAGAUGAAAUAGCAACUUGUGAAUAUGAUCAUACCACAAAUUUUGCCUUGUUGAUGAGUCCAAUAGGUGCUAAGGUGACUGGACAUGAAAAAGCAUUGAGUUACAUAUCAGCAAUUGGUUGUGGUAUAUCCAUCCUAUUUUUGAUUAUUACUCUUGUGGUAUACUUUAAAAAUUGGAAUCGAAUCAGAUCAGAUAAAGCAAAAAUUCUGGCUAACUUAUGUAUAGCUCUGAUACUUUCAUAUGCUUUGUUUCUAUGCUUGUGGGCACCAUUAUCAGACAUAAAGGCACUGUGUAUAACGUUUGCUGUAGUACUACACUAUAUUUUCCUGGUGGAUUUCUCUAUGAUGUUAGCAAUGGCUAUAGAAAUUGGAUUCCAAGUCCUUUAUGUUUUGCCAACAAAGUCUAGAGUGAAAUGGUUGAUACCAAUUUGUUGGGUUGCUCCAACAGUCAUUGUGGGUAUUUCAAUGGGUGCAACACAAUUAGAAGGAUAUGGGGAUACUUCAGAUGUUUGUUGGCUGUCUGUAGAUAAUGGACUGAUCUGGGCAUUUAUAGGACCUGCUUUAGUUAUUGUGUUGGUGAAUCUUGUUAUACUUGUUUUAGUUAUAAGGACUUUGUUUAGGACUAUGAGGAGUAAACCUGGUAGAUCACAACAAUCAAAGUCUAGACUAGAAAAAACAAAGUCUGGUGUAAGAAGUAUUUGUGUACUUGCUCCUUUGUUUGGUGUAACUUGGGUUUUUGGUGUAUUAUCUAUAUCGAGAGAUUUGGUAGUAUUCCAAUAUCUUUUUGCAAUAUUCAACUCAUUACAGGGAUUUUUUAUUUUUGUUUUUCACUGCCUAAUUGACAAAAAGGUUAAAGAAGCAAUAAAACACCAUAGUAAUAAGAGAAGAGCAGCUCGUUUGGAUUCCUUUUCCAUCACAGAAUCAAAGUCAAGAAAAACCUCCCAGACAAGUGAUACUAAUUUAACUCCCAAGGCAAGUCCAAAAAUAUCACAUUCUAGUGUAUUUACCAAUGACCUGAAAAAAACAUAUGACAAAGAUCUGAACAAUAACCUGAAUAACAAACUGCCAGAAAGAAAGGGGUCACUGUUAAACAAGCUUGGAGAGUCAGUCAUGACAAGAAACCUGUCAUCUCCAAUAGGACAACAGCCAGAAAGAAAGGGGUCACUGUUAAACAAGAUUGGAGAGUCUGUCAUGACAAGAAACCAGCCAUCUCCCAUAGGACGACAGCUGAUAGAUAGACACUCUGCUUCUCCUAAGAAUCAGCUCUCACCAGCAAACCAACAAGAAGGUUACAAUCCAUUUGGACGGGUACAAAGUCCAAUGAGGUUGUCUCCAGGACACCAACAAACAACUCCCUGGCAGCCAAAUACAGCUGACAUUGGAACAAUUUGAAUCUACUGCCCUCACAAGACUAUUGAGAUGUUUUGUCUCGUCUGAUGUUUAACUAUAUAUAUUGUAGGACAGUAUGUUUCUGUGAUAUUAAU
Messenger RNA from Mytilus californianus (California mussel), 3098 nucleotides. RefSeq names its product adhesion G protein-coupled receptor B1-like. Gene Ontology annotation, biological process: adenylate cyclase-activating G protein-coupled receptor signaling pathway; cell surface receptor signaling pathway. Gene Ontology annotation, cellular component: membrane. NCBI's taxonomy places the organism in Eukaryota, Metazoa, Mollusca, Bivalvia, Mytilida, Mytilidae. Bases 1 to 3006 code for a protein of 1001 amino acids. Gene Ontology annotation, molecular function: G protein-coupled receptor activity. The record is from RefSeq and is a predicted model, not a curated record. The transcript is spliced from 28 exons.